UGGCUAUAUUACAUUUUGUCCACUAGAUUGCAUUAUUAUUUGCUAAUGUAAAAUUAUCGUGUUGCAUUCUAAUUGGUAAAUUCGGUUCAAAAUUUGGUAAAAUUUUUCGCUUCAAGCUUAUAUAGUGGAAAAAUUUUGUUUUUUUCCUAUCAACAUUUUUUUGUGACACUUAUUUAAGGAAAUUUUUUUUAAUUUGUCAUAAAGUUGUGCUAUAUAUUGAAAUAGUGUUAAAAUGGUUGGUGAAUGGACUUUGCAAUUAUUAGGCAUUGUUAUCUUGAUCAAUGUGGGAAUAAUUAAUUAUUAUAAAAAUUAUGAGUAUCAAAAAGUGUCAUUCACUAAAGAAAAUGAUGAAGAUACAGAAGUUCCUCUCAAUAUUACUGUGGAAACUACGAAAGAGCUAAAAUUUAUGGAAAAUACAUCAAUGUAUGAGAAUAAUGGAACUGAAAGAAGUAUCAAAAAGAAUAAUUAUGACACUGACUACAAAGCAUUUGAUGAAAAAACUGGAGAACUAAAACAGCAAAUUAAAAUAAUGACUGAUUACUUAGAAAAUAAUUUCAAAUCACACGAUUGCAGAAUUAUUUCUAAGGACAAUGUUAGUUUAAAUGAUGAAAAAUCAAAUUUUCUCGCUAUGCAUCAAUUACUUUCUAAAAGUGCAAUUGAUUAUUAUUAUUUGUACAAUGGCUACAAUUUUAGUUUAAAGGAGCAACCACAGAUUAAUAUAACUAAAGAAAUGUUAAAAUUAAUGCCAAUAAAAUGUGGAUUACAAGCAAAAGGAGAAAAAACGACAAUUCGAACUCUUCAUAAAUUUUUCGAUGAGUAUUUGAAAAAUUUUCCAAAAAACCUAGAUAAUGAUACGUACAAUGAAUGCUACGCUGAUAGUCUCUUGCAAUUCAAUUCUGUAAAGAGAGUUAUUUAUAAUUUUUAUUUAUCAGGAAAUAAUUUCAUUAAUAGAAUUAAUUUGAGCAUGAUUAUAGAUGAGAAAUUAGGAAAAUUGAUUGAUUGUCGUUCUGAGCUUCAAAUGAAAGAUAAUCCAAAAGACACCAAAAGCAUUUAUUUGAUACCAGUGAUUAACAGUUCUGCGCUUCGUGAAAAAAAUAAAAUAUUCAAAAGUCAGUUGACUAUGGUAACUAAAUAUUUAAUGAUGAUUUUAAAUAGUAAUGAAUGCAGUGAAAAAUCUGUAAACUAUAAUUCAUUAAGUAAUGAAAAGAAUUUUAGGAAAAUAAUAUCUUUGACUUUAAAAACAGCAACUCAGAUUCACUUUUUGCAUAAAAACUUUAUAUUGAGUUUACCAUAUUCGCUACAAGAAAUAAAUGACGAUAUGAAAAAUUUAACUUCAAAAUGUCUGCCACUAUUAACGGAAAAUAGAAAAUUAUUUGAAACGCUUUAUGAUCUUUUUAGUAGCUAUUACAUAUAUUUUCCAAAAUACUUUUUUAUUGAUCGGUACAGUAAAUGCUAUUUAAAAAGUAUUUUGCAUAUUAUUGUAUUACAUUUGGAAUAUGAAUAUUUUUAUUCUGAAGAAAACAGUAGAAGUUCAUUACUAUCAAAUAUAGAAAAAGGAAUUAAAAAAAAUCAACAUUGUGCGAUGAAUUAAUAGUAUAAAUAAUUAUCAAUUCAAAAAUUCUAAAUGAUCUAAUAA
This is a messenger RNA of Leptopilina heterotoma, 1636 nucleotides long. RefSeq lists its product as uncharacterized. The record is from RefSeq and is a predicted model, not a curated record. Lineage: Eukaryota; Metazoa; Arthropoda; Insecta; Hymenoptera; Figitidae. The transcript has 3 exons. Bases 233 to 1591 code for a protein of 452 amino acids.